This is a messenger RNA of Manis javanica (Malayan pangolin), 4708 nucleotides long. RefSeq names its product TATA-box binding protein associated factor 4b (gene TAF4B). The record is from RefSeq and is a predicted model, not a curated record. Gene Ontology annotation, cellular component: transcription factor TFIID complex. Gene Ontology annotation, biological process: DNA-templated transcription; transcription initiation at RNA polymerase II promoter. Gene Ontology annotation, molecular function: RNA polymerase II general transcription initiation factor activity; protein heterodimerization activity; DNA binding. Lineage: Eukaryota; Metazoa; Chordata; Mammalia; Pholidota; Manidae.
UGCGCGAGGUCUCCGCGUGGCUAUAUAAACAUGGCUGGCGGGGCGGCGCGGUGGGGCUGUGCUGAGUGCGCGUAGGGGGUUUUGAGCCGCUCGGACUUUGUAGUUUUGAAUUUCUGGCGGGGGAACCGCGGCGCAGAGUUUUGGUGGGAGGUGGGGGCCGAAGUGACGCUCUUCCGGGAACCGCGCAGCCGGCGCCUCUGCCGCGGUCCCCGAGGCCGAGGCGACGGGCCGAGCCGGACCACGUGCGAUCGCCGCGGAGGAGGCGGCGGGCGGCCGCGCAGGUGUCUCUGCAGCCGCGGACGGGAGACGGUCCGGGGCGCGUGUGGCCCGCCCACCAGCCGGCGCCUGCCACUGACUUUGGGUCGCGGCCCCUACGUCUCUGCCUAGCGAUGCUGCGGAGCCGGAACUGCGCUGGAGUCGGUCGCCGCUUGUCAAUCCUCCCCUUGCUGCUCCCGGAACGGCGGCGCCGCAGCUGCCGCUGAUCUGCCCGGGGGAUGCCCGCGGGCCUCUCAGAACCGGCCGGCGCCCCUCCCGCGGCUCACCGCGUGGGCGCCGCCGGGACCGUGAGCAUGGCUCCUGCUGCGACUCUGCCCCUCCGGGCGGAGCACACUCCGGGCGCCUUGGGCUCCGUGACCAGGGCUCCUGUCGGUGUCUGCGUGGAGUCCUCGGCGGCCCAGCCCGUGCAGUCCCCCGUGGGGACCCUGGUGACCAAGGUGGCUGCUGUCCGCGCUCCUGCUAAACUCAGCAGCGGUCCUGCGCUGCCGGCCCCUCAGAUAGUCGCUGUGAAAGCCCCCAACACCACAGCAAUCCAGUUGCCUGCCAAUUUGCAGCUUCCUCCAGGAACAGUUUUGAUCAAAAGUAACAGUGGUCAGUUGAUGUUGGUAUCUCCUCAGCAAGCUGUGACACGAUCUGAGACCACAAGUAACAUCACUUCGAAGCCAGCCAUACCAACAGCUACUCAAACACUCAAAAUCUGUACGCUGCCGAAUUCUAGUUCACAGUUAAUCAACAAAGUGACAGCGGGACCUGUUAAAAAACUGACCCAAGUAGGAACCACCGUGGUGUCCACUGUGCCAAAGCUUUCCUCAGCACAAUCUGUGGCAGUGCCCACCAAUGUUGUCACAGUUACUCCGGUAAAGCCGUUGACUACUGUAACUACCCUAAAGCCUUCGAGUCUGGGAGCAUCACCUGCCCCCUCAAAUGAGCCUGAUCUCAAGGCAGAGGGCUUGGCAGCCGCUGAGACUGACCUUUCUCCGACAAUGCUAGAAAAUGUGAAGAAAUGUAAGAACUUCCUUGCAAUGUUAAUAAAACUAGCAUGUAGUGGAUCCCAGUCCCCAGAAAUGGGACAGAAUGUGAAGAAGCUGGUGGAACAGCUUUUGGAUGCAAAAAUUGAAGCAGAAGAAUUUACCAGGCAACUGUACGUUGAACUCAAGUCUUCACCUCAGCCUCACCUUGUUCCUUUUCUUAAGAAAAGUGUGAUUGCCUUACGACAACUUAUACCCAACACCCAGAGCUUUAUUCACCAGUGUGUUCAGCGGACUUCCAGCGAGAUGACCAUUGCUAGCUGCACCACAGCAGUAGCCGUUGCCCCUGUGCUGACAACCACGGUCUCCUCCAUUCAGUCAGAGAAGCCCAUCCUGGUUUCUGGAGCAGCAACGCCCACACUGAAUUCACAUGCUGGUCCUGCGAGCGCAAAACCUGGAGUUGCGACCCUUCAUUCUAUUGGUCCAGCUGCUGUCCCUGGAGGAACGGCCACUGGAACUGUUUUACUUCAGACUCCAAAACCACUUGUGACAUCCAUACAAAACACAGUGACGGCAGUGUCUCUGCAGCCUGAAAGGCCAGGUGUCCCGGGUGCAGCGGUAACUCUGGCACUUCCGUCCGUAGCCUUUACAGAAACCUCCACAGCAGCUGUGUGUCUCCCGUCGGUGAAACCCGCGGUCACCGCUGCCAGGACCACAUCUGACAAGCCUGUAGUUGGUGCUCCCAUCCAGAUGAAACUUGCACAGCUGGGCCCUAUCCUUUCCCAAUCAGCUGGUAUUCCACAGGCAGUUAAAGUCAAACAGCUAGUAGUCCAGCAGCCUUCUGAAGGCAUUUCAAAACAAGUGACCACACUUUCCCAUUCCUCAGCGUUGACCAUUCAGAAAUCUGGACAGAAGAACAUGCCAGUGAGCACUGUGAUACCUACCAGUCAGUUUCCUCCAGCUUCCAUUCUAAAGCAAAUUACCCUGCCAGGAAAUAAAAUUCUGUCACUUCAAGCAUCUCCUAUUCAGAACAAUAAAAUAAAAGAGAAUGGAACAAUAUCCUUCAGAGAUGAAGAUGACAUCAACGAUGUGACUUCCAUGGCAGGGGUCAGCCUCAGUGAAGAAAAUGCCUGCAUCUUAGCAACAAACUCUGAACUGGUUGGCACACUAAUUCAGUCAUGUAAAGACGAACCAUUUCUUUUCAUUGGAGCUCUACAAAGGAGAAUUUUAGACAUUGGUAAAAAGCAUGACAUUACGGAACUUAAUUCCGAUGCUGUGAACUUGAUCUCCCAUGCAACACAGGAGCGAUUACGAGGCCUUCUAGAAAAACUGACUACAAUUGCUCAGCAUCGAAUGACAACUUACAAGGCAAGUGAAAAUUACAUCCUGUCUAGUGAUACCAGAUCACAGCUCAAAUUUCUUGAAAAACUAGAUCAACUGGAGAAGCAGAGAAAGGAUUUAGAAGAACGAGAAAUGUUAUUUAAGGCAGCCAAGAGUCGAUCCAAUAAAGAAGAUCCCGAACAGCUGAGAUUAAAGCAGAAAGCCAAAGAGUUACAACAGUUGGAGCUCGCACAGAUACAGCAUAGAGAUGCGAAUCUCACAGCUCUCGCAGCUAUUGGACCAAGGAAGAAGAGACCGCUAGAACCUGGGUCUGGAAAUGAGGGCUUAAAAGACAACCUUCUUGCUUCUGGGACAUCUAGCCUGACAGCCACCAAACAGUCGCUUCGCCCAAGAAUCACGAGAAUCUGCCUCAGGGACUUGGUAUUCUGUAUGGAACAGGAAAGGGAGAUGAAGUAUUCUCGAGCCCUCUACCUUGCCCUUCUGAAGUGACCACUGCACUCUCCAUCCAGAGCCUUGCUGUUUACUGCCAAAGAAGAUGCAGGGGGCAUUGUUGCACUGUCCUCAAAUUUCAGUUCCUGGAAAAUAAUCGCCAGUAGGGAAGACCAUUGUUUACAGUUAGAAACUUUACUAAAUCUUACACUUCUCACGGGAUUCUUACUGACUAGAAUUCAGCUUUGUCUUCUGAAAGUUGGUUAUGAAAUACAGUUUACCCAGAAGUAGACAUCUGCCUACCUGUGCAUUUAAUUACAGUUAAGGCCUGUUGGGUACUACCUGCUUCAUGGCAGCCUGUUGCCAGGUGCCAUGUCUCUCCCUAGGACAGCCUGCCCUGAGGCUCAAGGGAGAGGACAAGUUCAUGCUUACCAAGGAAACCAUAUUUCAUCCCAUCCUGAAACUGUCUCAGAGUGGUAGUUUUCUGCCUGGAACCAAAUGUUGCAUAGCUAAUUAUGACAGUCACCUUCUGUAGUUGAAGGUGACAAGCCACAGAACAGGGUCUGUGGUGAUUGGUCAGUGGACUCCCAGUGUUGUCAAAACAUAGACCAGUGGGCAUGGUAUGUGUCUGCGGUGGUGGCGCUCUGGUUUAUGCCACCAUAUGCUUGUGAUGCCAAGGGAGGGGACAACCUUGCCAGGGAAACCUUAAAAUUGAAACUGCUGGUAUACCUCAUGGAAAAGUGGGAAAGGUGGAAAGUAUCAGAAAAAGAAGGAUGGGGACUUGUGUUCCAACUGAGAACAAGAAAUGACAGUGGCAUUGUAGAACAGGAAAUGUGCCAUGGUGCUGCGGGUGCCUAAUGGGCAGCGGAGGAAGUGGGACUCCAAAGCAACUGGCAUGUGUUCUGUUCACAGGAAGAAGGUCACUGCCCAACCAGAAAGGAAGAUGUGUCAUGCAUUUCUAAAUUACAGUUCUUCUAAGGAAAGAAUUAUUGUUUUAAAUCUCAAGAAGUUUUGUAAAAUCUUUGUUUACCUUAAGUUUUAAGUGUCCUGUUGCAUUUAAAAAAUCCUGGUUGAUGAUUAGAAAUUUUUAACAGUAGGACUCCGUUUUGGAUUCUACACUCAAAAGGGAAUGUCAGCAUCUCACUCUUGAGAUCUUGGCUCUAAAUAUAUUAUGAGAAGCAUGUUACAUAUACUCAUCUGAGGAGGAAGCUGAUGUUUUGCAAAGCAAACACUUUUUAUUUCUUGAAAUUCCACUUUUGUGGCAUUGUAGCUGGUAAAAAAUAAUAGCUGUAGUUAGAAUCACAUACAGAAAGAAUAAAUAAAUGCUCCAAGACAAUUUUUUAAAAAUGGGAAAGCUGUGCUACUUAGAACAAGAAUUCAGGGGAAUAAAAAUUGUUCCUUUUCAUCCUGUUCUUCCCAUGAGGACUGUUAUUUCCAUGUUCUAUACUAUAGUAAGUGUUAAAUUGGCCACAUUUUUUUGUCUCAGCAAGCUAUUAUGUAAAAUGCUGUAAAUUAUCUAUAUAUUAAAAGAGUGCUUUCAGGGAGAUCUAUAUCUACAGUUGUUUUUUGUAUAUUUAAAUGCUUAGCUUUAUUUUUUGGUAAAGUGCAGCAUAAUCCCAUAUUGUGUAUAAUCUUAUUGAUCAGCUGUUAAAAAUUAUUUCAGAUACUUCAUUAAAAUAAUUAUUUUAUUAUAA